Colletotrichum gloeosporioides is the source of this 3384-nucleotide messenger RNA. Its product is annotated as Protein SERAC1. The record is from RefSeq and is a predicted model, not a curated record. The annotation marks the transcript as partial. The transcript is spliced from 6 exons. Lineage: Eukaryota; Fungi; Ascomycota; Sordariomycetes; Glomerellales; Glomerellaceae.
AUGUGCAAGCCAAAAUCCAUACACCCAUGGUUCAGCUUUACGUUCCUGCCGGUUGCUAAAAUUGGAUUUCACAGCAUCGUAGCUGUUCACGGUCUUGGUGGAGACUGGGAGGGCACUUGGACGAGCAACGGGAGAUUAUGGCUUCGAGAUUUCGUUCCCUCGCAAUUACCGAGCGCCAGAGUAUGGUCAUUCGGGUAUGAUUCGAGUAUUCUGAGCCAGACGGUUGCGGACAUCAACGAUGUUGCGAUAUCUCUGCUCGAUUCCUUAGACGGAGAACGCUCCCGAACAUCAUCAACCGGUAAACCGAUAAUUUUCGUCGCGCAUAGCCUAGGCGGAGUCAUUGUGAAGAGAGUCCUGAACCUGGCAAGAGAACGUACCAAUCAUUGGAGGGAUGUACAGAAAAGCACAUUGGGGUUGAUGUUCUUCGGCGUCCCUCACCGCGGAGCAGAUGAUGCCUAUUGGGGGGAGUUUGCAUCAAGAUUGCUGAGCGCUCUUAGUCUUGGAACGUGGGGUAAUAGCAGGUUUGUCCAGGGGCUAAAGCGUAAUUCGCCAGAGUUUUCGAGUAUCUCACGCGCCUUUGUUGAGCCUGGGUCUGAGAUCAAAGUGAUCCGAACCUUUUACGAGACAAAGAAGAUGGGGAACAGAAUCAUCGUUGAUAAAGAUUCAGCUACUCUGCACACGACCAACGAGAAGGCUGUUCCGAUUCAAGACGCAAACCACCGAGAAAUGUGUAAAUUUGACGCUGAGGCGAGCCAGAAGUAUCGAGCAGUCCGCAACGCCCUCGAGGAAAUAGUCACAUCGUGUACACAGGGCAUAGCUGUAGAUUUUUCAAAUCUAAAAGUCUGGACUGAUAAAUACAUCCAACUUGCCUUCCCGGUAAGAGUAAAAGUAUUAUCCUCCACUGCGCCAGAUAUGACCGUCCACAAAUGGGUCUGCGCCAUGCCUCAAGCACGAGAAUGGAGAUCCUCUGAGAAUUUCUCUACUUUAUAUGUAGAGUACCAAGCGUCGUCGGAGUGGCAUGUCUCAACCUCUCAAAAUAUUUCCAUGAAUCUCAAGGUAAAAGAUGCCGAGGUGAUCUGGGGCUUCGCCCCAGAUGACAAGCAGAAACGGCAGAGCGAGUCAUGGAAAUCAUUGCUACCCCGUUUGCUCAUUUCACAGUUAUUUUCCCUUUCUCGGAAAUGUAUAGGUGCAAUGGAGGGCAUCAUCCAGUCUCUAGCCCCAAAUGAGGGUCUCACGGAUUCAUGGAAAUUGUUGUACUGCUCUGAGAAUCCGCCAUCAGAACACAUGUGGACUCUUCUUGCAUGCGCAAUGGAGGCUCUAGGUCGGCCAGUGCUAGUAUCAUUGGUCGGCUUCGACGCAGAAUUGAGUCAGCCAUUAGAUGAAGCUUUGCUUUGUUUACACCAGCUCCUGUACCGAUCGUCCUCCAAAGAUCGGCUGGAAGCUGACGAAACCGCGCCGCACAAGGUGUUGGUAGUUUCAAACCCAAGGCCUCGGGCACAAAAGAGUGGUCCACCUGUUCAGUUUCGACCCGCUCAGUCUUUACGCAUCGAUGAGGAUGCUGAGAGAAGAGAAACCACAGAGCUGAUUGAAGCUAACAACGAAGCAGAAUGUCUCUUAUCACUGUGUUCGGGCCCGCGGCAGAACGCUGUUGAUGAACCGGAAGUGGGCACUACAGAUUGGAUCCGUGGGCACGAAGUCUACAACGCGUGGCUUGCCAACAAGUCGACUCUUCUAUGGAUUCACGGAAAACCUGGCAGCGGGAAAUCUACCAUAGGGACAUCUCUAAGCCGCCAUCUGAGAAAGAGCGCCGACAAAAAUCUCAUAGCCGACUAUUUCUACAGCUCCCGCGGCGACCGUUUAGAGGCAGACCAUGUGUCGAUGCUGAGGUCCAUACUGCACCAGAUCCUCAGCCAAGAUGCAACUCUAUAUGCCGCAUAUCGCGAUGGGUUUCGAGAAUCGCAUAGACAGGAUAACUUCAACUGGGAGUUUGAACAACUAGAAAAAGUGCUUCUAAGCAUUCCUGAUCUAGAAUGCCACGGAAGAGGCGGGAAUCGGACUAUCUUCUUAAUCCUUGACGGCCUCGAUGAAUCAUCUGACAAUUUACUUUCGAAACAGACCAGGGAGAGGGUUUUUGGACUUUUUGCCACGUUAUGCAAGUUUGAUAAACCGAAAAUUUUCAAGAUCAUUACCCUGAGUCGACCGGAGAUUUCGAUCAAGAACGCAAUAAGACCGACACACAUAAUAGAUAUGAAGAACGAGCGAAACUGCGAUAUAAAUAUUAUCGUCGAAACUCGCCUGAGCCGGCUUUGGAGAUAUCUGAUGUCAGAUAAUGAUAACAGCAUUGCUCCUGGCACCCUUCACACCUCAAGUUAUCAGCUUGGUUUCAUCAGAGAACAUCUUCUUGAAAACGCUGAUGGCGUUGUGUUGUGGGUAAUCAUGGUCCUGCGUCAACUUGAAGAACAUGCAUCUUCACCUGCAAGCACCGUUGCAAGCCUGAGAAAAGCCCUCCACAAGAUUCCUACCAGCGUCGAAGGGCUUUAUGAGGAUAUCCUCGCUCGUUUGGGUGCAAACCCUUCGAGUGACUUUCCUAAAGCUAACUACAUUUUCUCGUGGCUUCUCUUCUGUGGAAAAGCUCUCAAACUAUGUGAAAUGCGCGAUGCAUUGGCAAUGUUUGACUGGGAUGAUUCGCCACAUCACCAGGAGCGUUUUCUUGAAAAGCAUCGUAUAAUUCUUCCUAGGGGCAAGUGGGAGCGAAUGACAAUACUUCUGAAUGAUCUUUGCGGUGGAUUCAUCGAGAUUAUCCCGCAUCAGAGUUCAUCUUCAAGGGGCCCGAUGACUGAGUACGACACUGACCCAAAAGACUUGGUCCAGCUAGUUCAUUCAACUGCACGAAACUUCCUUCUGGGCAGGAACGGAACAUCUUUCGUACAAAUAAGCAAUGACCGCAGUCUCGAUAUCAUAUGCUCGGCGUGUGUCAAUUAUUUUAGUUUGACGCUUGAUAUGCCAGAUUGUGGGGGCUUGAACGAAUCGUGGGAGUCGUUUGUUCACAGGUUGGAGUCUAGUCCUUUGCUUGAGUACAUUUUGAGCGUAUUUCCUGGCCUACUUGAUCAGCACGCUACCAGUUGCAGCAUUUCCAAUAGGUUGCUUCGGCAAAUGAUCGCGUCUAAGAUGACGACCGCAAAGCGGGAUCGGUGGUCAUCCGUUACCUGGUGGCUGUUUAGGCCUUGGAUGGAAAAAGUCUUCCCCGAUCAUUCAUUGAUUUCGAUUCAUCACCACUACGAAAUUGUAAUGUUCCAGGACUUUACUCGUUCAAGGUCAAAAUUCCUCGAAUUUUUGAUUGAAUGGGCACACUCGGACGCAGAAGGAACCGCGGGGGACACUUUC